Messenger RNA from Pollicipes pollicipes, 3560 nucleotides. RefSeq names its product UDP-glucuronic acid decarboxylase 1. Gene Ontology annotation, cellular component: cytoplasm. The transcript is spliced from 10 exons. NCBI's taxonomy places the organism in Eukaryota, Metazoa, Arthropoda, Thecostraca, Pollicipedomorpha, Pollicipedidae. The record is from RefSeq and is a predicted model, not a curated record. The coding region runs from base 198 to 1577 and encodes 459 amino acids. Gene Ontology annotation, molecular function: UDP-glucuronate decarboxylase activity; NAD+ binding. Gene Ontology annotation, biological process: D-xylose metabolic process.
UGUUUUUGAUCCUUGAUAUAACCUUGUGGGAGGCUUAGGGAUAUCAGUAACCGUGUCGUGUAUUGUUAUUUCCUUAGUGCCUCUAUUACGGCCUCGGCAGCUGUCCGUAUGUUGUGUUCGUGAUUUCCACUUGACUGUUCGUAAGCACCGCGUCCAGCCCAAGGAAAUAAGUACAGUAGACUCGCCCAGCCGCUGCCAUGGCCGUCAGGUGGAGAACGCUGUCGGUGCUUAUGAUCGGCUGUGCGUCAGUACUGCUCCUGCUGCUCCUGAAUAGCUACAUGUUCGUGAGUUCCCACGCGAUGAACGGCGGCGGCGGCGGUGGGCGUGCUGAGCCUGUGAACCCGGCCCUGCCUCUGCCCAGACGCCGCAAGAUGGCGGCGCGCGCCGAGCCGCCUGACGGCGUCGACUGCGAGGCAGACGAGCUGGACGAACAUGAGGAGCUGCGCUGUCACGGCGUGUGGCUGGCGGAGGCGCGCGCCGACCUGCGCCGCCUGGAGCAGCGGCUGGCCGCCCUCACCAAGCGGGCUGGCGUCAAAAGCUUCCCCAGGGUCAAGUUCAGAAAUUACCGCGACAGAAAACGCAUUCUGGUCACGGGCGGGGCCGGGUUCGUCGGCUCCCACCUGGUCGACCGGCUCAUGCUCGAUGGCUACGAGGUGAUCGUGCUGGACAACCUGUACACGGGGCGCAAGCGCAACAUCGAGCAGUGGCUGGGGCACGAGAACUUCGAGAUGGCCAUGCACGACGUCAUCAACCAGUACUACGCCGAAGUGGACGAGAUCUACCACCUGGCCAGCCCGGCCAGCCCGCCCCACUACAUGGCCAACCCGGUCAAGACCAUCAAGACCAACACCAUCGGCACCAUCAACAUGCUGGGUCUGGCCAAGCGGGUGGGAGCGCGUCUCUUGAUCGCCAGCACCUCGGAGGUGUACGGCGACCCGGAGGUACACCCCCAGCCGGAGACGUACUGGGGUCACGUCAACCCCAUCGGGCCGCGUGCCUGCUACGACGAGGCCAAGCGCGUGGCCGAGACGUUGGCGUUCGCCUACCACAAGCAGUCUAACGUGAGCGUGCGCGUGGCGCGCAUCUUUAACACGUAUGGGCCGCGCAUGCACAACAACGACGGCCGCGUGGUCAGCAACUUCAUCCUGCAGGCGCUGCAGAACCAGACGCUGACGAUCUACGGCUCGGGAGAGCAGACGCGCUCCUUCCAGUACGUCUCCGACCUGGUGGAGGGUCUCGUGGCGCUGAUGGAGUCCAACCAUACGGGCCCCGUCAACCUGGGCAACCCGGUGGAGCACACCAUCGAAGAGUUCGCGCACAUUAUCCAGAAGACGGUGGGCGGCACCAGCCAGGUGGAAUACCUGGACGCCGUCGAGGACGACCCGCAGAAGCGCAAGCCGGACAUCCGGCGCGCCGAGCAGCUGCUCGGCUGGCAGCCCAAGGUACCGCUCAGCGAAGGCAUCCCUAAGACGGUGGAGUACUUCAGGCACGAGCUGCAGCGCAAGGGUCACAACGAGAGGAACCUCUUCGAUCCGCUGGUCGACUGGUCGCACAUCCCCAACAAGCUGGAGGGCUAGCGGAAGCCGAUCGUGGCGAGUCUGUGGCGCGCUCGCCAGAUGGCAGGUGCUGCGCUCCGCGGGCAGUGCGGGUCGAUGUCACACUCUUCUAUAGCAACAGCAAAGACGAAUUAGCGGCUGUUUUAGGUUUAAGGUUAGUGCUGUCCCAGCACUGCUCCAAGGUUUGUGCUUUCUUUAUUAUAGCUCGUUUUCAGUGUAUUAGUUCCGGUGUGGCGCCGGAGGAAUCGUCACCACUGGUCGAUAUGUUCUAAGGCUUUCGGUUUUGGUGAUGAUAGGCAUUUACGUAUGGAAAUGCGGCUGUCUCUUUUUUGAGACCCCUUCUUAACGGACUGGUGUGCGUACUCCCAAGUUUGGAGCGCGCGUCCGUGGACGUGUGGGACGCGAGCAGGAGCCCGGGCGGCGGCGGUCGUUCGUGCCGCGCACUCGGCCCGCUACCGCCUGGCCUCCCGCCGCCGGUGGACUAGUGCCGGGCGCGGUUCGCCUGUCCCCGAACGCCGUCCUUCCGUGUCCCGAGCGGCGGCGGCGGCGGCGGCGCGUGCUCCGCAGUCCGAGCCGGCUGGCGGGCCUCUCCCGCCUCAUCAUCCGCUGUGUGGGGGCGGCGGCUGUCGGUCGCCGUGCUCCGAGAGCGGCCUGUCGGCUGGUGUGCGGCCAGCUGGCCGAGCGGCUCUUCACGGCUUCACUGGGCGAAUGAGAGGACUCUGGUACGGCGCGCGGUACGACAGGAGGGAGGAUAGUGCGAUACCUGAGGGGACAUAGCUGUGACUGAGGGCAGGUCUUAUUGCGCGCUUGGAUACCGGAAAAUGGGGCAUAUAUGUCUCCAGUCGCGGGAAGGGGUACGUGUGUACCUCCGAAGAAAGAGGAUGCGCGAAUGUGUACCUCUGGACGCGGAGGAUCAGUUUCGGUGCACCUUUAAGUGCAGGAGAACUGCUGUGUGUACAAGAGAGCUUUAAGACUUCCGCUCUAAAUAGCGUCUCAUUGCACCUGGCGAUUUUAUUGCCGUGGUCUAACGGGUGAAGUGUGUGAUGUGUGUGACUGCCAGAAGAUAAUGCACACAGUAAUCAGGGCAUGAACAAGUAGCCUUUAUUUCCUCGCGGUCUAGUGGUCAGUUUUGGAACUUGGUAAUGCAUUCUUUCAGUGUGGGUACGAAGACUGACGCACACCGCAACGUGAGGAAACGUUUUAUCCAUGAUGGAUCAGUGUCUUCCGCGGGUAGCUUUGAUGGGUAUCAUCCCGCAUAUAUCAUGUAAAUCUUGCCCGUUUUCGUCCAAGGUGACUCAGUUUUAACGCACGGUGAUAGGAUUGAUCUUCAUUUAUUGCCUGCUCAUUUUGCAUUACCAUACUCGGUUGCGUCAUGAAGCUCCAAAGUCGUUCGUGAGGCGUCGUACAAAUUCUAUACAAAACAAUGGGACGGCGCGGGAAGGGAGGCACUAUCGUAUGGGUCCGGUGAGCCAUUGUAGCCUCUCUUCACCGGUGAACUUGAACAACUACACUCCGUGAACACACGGAGUCGGUCAGCAAAUACAUCUGGCUAGUUCUACGCGAUGUCUGCGGCGGCCGUGUGGAGUUGGGCCGGGUUCCGGUAGAUGUCUCUCGCGGCGGUCGGGCGGCACGUCUCGUGUUCUGAAGGGUCUCCCACCAGCGCCGGGCGGCGGCAGCACGGCGGCUGUGGCAGAGCGCUAGCCGUCAGCUGUCAUUUUGGGAGAAAAUCUCACUUCGUCACUUUACUGUCGCCGCUUUGCAGAUGGCGGAACUGUACACUGCAGGGAGCAAAGCGGCCAACGGUUAUCACGUGCCGCUCCCGACCGUAAAUUUGAUUUCGUACGUCGUAAGGAGCUGGGUUGUUGGCGUGCAAUGAUCAAACCGUGCCGUUUUUAUGAUGUGGCUCGUGAAGACUCGGGCGUUUUUGCAUGUUGAUGAAUGAUGCACCGCGCCAACCUUCGUGACUGCGGAAGGCCAUCGUAAUACAAGAGAUAAGCUCCGUCA